This is a messenger RNA of Ectocarpus sp. CCAP 1310/34, 1443 nucleotides long. NCBI's taxonomy places the organism in Eukaryota, Phaeophyceae, Ectocarpales, Ectocarpaceae. The record is from the annotation of a GenBank genome assembly.
AUGAUGGACCGCCCCCCGUUCUUCUCACUGCGGUCGCCAACCAACGGCGCCAUAGCUGUGGAAGUCCGCGUUGCCGCGGCGUUGAGGAUCCUGGCUGGCGGCAGUUACUGGGAUGUUGCCCUCAUGUUUGGCUUGUCGAGGGCGGUCACGUUCGACAUCUUGUGGCAAGUGAUCGAUGCCAUCAACGAGACGCCUGCGAUUGGGGCAUUUGACUUCCCCCUGACCGAGGAAGGCUGCAUGCGAAACGCCAACAGAUUCAAGGAGAAGAGCACCGAUGGCAUUUUCUCCUGGGUCGUCGCCGCCGUGGAUGGUCUGUUCAUCAAGGCCAAGGCUCCGUAUGCGAAAGACACCGCCAACGUCCUCGCGUACGGCUCUACGAACGACUGGGUAGCAUGGAAUCGAUAUUUUCUCGCCAAGGCCGUCGCCCGCUUGCCCACCGGAUUUCACAUCAUUGGUGACGCCGCCUACCCCAUCGGAGAAAAGCUUCUGACUCCGUACCCUGGGAGGCUCCUGCCGGCGGGUGAGGACUCGUUCAAUUUCCACCUGAGCCAGCUUCGUGUCAAGAUCGAGCAGAGCUUCGGCAUCCUGGUUUCGACUUGGGGCAUUCUGUGGAGACCUCUCCGCGUGCAGUUCGCAGGACGCGCGGAUCUCAUCACGGCUCUUUUCCAUCUGCACAACUUCCUGCAAGACGAGAAGGUAUCGCCGAUCCAGGUUGCAGAGGAGGACUCGCGCAGCGGACGCAACCGGCCGGCCCUCUGUGCUACGCAGCGCACCUUGCCGGAUGGCUGGCAAACGGAGCAGCCGGCUCCUUCGAGGAGCGGGAGGAUAGCGGCGCGGGAGGGAGAUACCUCAAUGUAGAGGGCGGAGAGCGCUGGAACGACGUGUUUUGGGUGUGGUAUUAGGGUGUCGGCGCAUCCCGGGGAGAGGUGGGGGGUGUGAUGUGUGACAUGUUGAUUCUCGCUGACAUGUUUUGUGGGUGUCGGUGUGGAGCGUUCUGACCAGAUGUGUCCUGGUACACUUGGUUCGUAUUGUGUGUGUUCGUGCCGGCAACACUUUAUGGUUAACAUGCAUCGUGUGCGGAUGAAAGCGGGGUCCUGUGGGUCUUGGAGGGUGCUUGUUUUGCCUAGGGCAUUAAAAAUGUGGGCAUGUUCGACUUUUUUUUCCUAAUUGAUAGGAGGGUGUGAAUCGAAAACGUUGUUGUCGUUGAUACAACUUUAAAUGAUGUCUCUGCAUCCCUGUAUUAAAUAUUCGUCGCGUGGGUGAAACAUUGCUCCAGGUUGCAGACCUGAAGGAGACCCACACACACGCUAAAAAUUGGGGUCUUGUCGAAUCCCAUCGCGAACACAUUCCUGCGCUUCAAGUGAGCAUGCGCGGAGAUGGGAAAAAUUGCAAGGCUCCAAAAUUGCGGAAUCAAAGCGUGCCUCAGAGUUCCCGCCAACACCC